Messenger RNA from Cydia amplana, 1727 nucleotides. It is a transcript of the gene Dnai2, whose product is annotated as dynein intermediate chain 3, ciliary. Bases 1 to 1719 code for a protein of 572 amino acids. Gene Ontology annotation, biological process: cilium movement; outer dynein arm assembly. NCBI's taxonomy places the organism in Eukaryota, Metazoa, Arthropoda, Insecta, Lepidoptera, Tortricidae. Gene Ontology annotation, molecular function: dynein light chain binding; dynein heavy chain binding. The transcript has 11 exons. The record is from RefSeq and is a predicted model, not a curated record. Gene Ontology annotation, cellular component: outer dynein arm.
AUGGAAAAACCAGAGAAGACUGAAAUCCAAUAUGAAUACACCAAAAAAAGGAGAGAUUUCGGGAGACAAUGCCUAUUCGAAGACUACGGACCGCAAGUGCUCGUCAAUAUACCAAACAACCCGGCGCAUUACAAGAAUUACAUAUUGCGGAAUCCAGUGCAUGUGGCUAUACAAAAUACCAGUAGCAUGUCAGAGCAUUGGGUUAAUUCUGUAAGAGCCGAAUACACGAGUUCCGGCAUAAAUCACAUAGAAGGCGGUUGGCCAAAAGAUAUAAAUAUGAAUGAUCCCGAGGCAACGCAGCGGUACCGUCGCAAGAUCGAGAAAGACGAUGCGUACAUACACGCCGUUAUGCAUUUAGGUCAUAGUAUGGAACACAACAUCCUUCAGAACCACGCGAUCGACAUGUACCAGACAUAUUACUCCGAACUCCCCUCGAUUCCACCGGUCGAACGCAGCAGUUGCCAUACAGUGAACGUGUACAGAGAGCCAGGGACUAGACGGCCCGUGCGGUCUCUGUCGUGGCAGGCGGAUGGAGGCGCUCGACUGGCGACUGCGUAUGCCGAUGUAGACCUCAUGAGGAACAGUCGAGCUCCGCAGGUCUCUUAUAUUUGGGAUAUAGAGAAUGCCAAUGCGCCGGAGCUUACGAUAAAACCCACGCAGCCACUUCUUGAUUUGCAGUACAAUCCACGAGACCAGAAUAUACUCGUUGGAGGGAUGUUGAAUGGCCAGGUGGGUUGGUGGGAUAUGCGUAAAGGAGGCGAGGCAGUAGGCGUGUGUCCCCCUCACGUGGCCCACCGGGAUCUAGUCAGAAACGUUUUAUUUAUCAACUCGAAAACGGGCGCUGAAUUCUUCUCUUCCGGCCCUGAUGGCGUUGUUAAAUGGUGGGACACACGGAACAUGAGUGAACCAACGGAUUCAAUGAUUAUAGAUCUAGUCAAGCUUCCAACCGACACACAAAGCUUUGAAAAUUCUUUAGGAGUAUCCGCACUGGAAUACGAACCAACAAUACCUACCAGAUUCAUGGUUGGAACUGAAACUGGAGCAGUAAUAGGUGGAAAUCGUAAAGGCAAAAACCCUCUGGAGAAAUUGCCAACCAAAUAUGAAGCCCAUCUUGGUCCCGUUUACGCUUUGCAGCGAAACCCAACCUUUCUUAAAAACUUUCUGACGGUUGGCGACUGGACAGCUCGAGUAUGGAGCGAGGACUGUAGGGAGUCCUCUAUACUUUGGACAUAUUCGCAUCGUACGAAGCUCACGGAUGGUGCUUGGAACCCUAUUAGAUUUUCGCUUAUGCUAGUUACGCAAUGGGAUGGAUGCUUAUCGUGCUGGGACCUGUUGCGAAGAAGGAGCGCCCCUAUAGUCACAGCUCAGCUAUGUGAUGAACCUUUACUGAGGUUACGGCCGCAUGAAGCGGGUCUUCUUGUGGCGUGUGGAAGUAGCAAAGGAACAGUAUAUCUGGCAGAACUGUCGCAAAACCUGGGAACGGCUGACAAGAACGACAAACAGCUACUGACUUCUAUUUUGGAACGAGAAAACAAACGUGAGCGAAUACUGGAGGCACGAAUGAGGGAAUUGAGACUGCGGAUGCGUCAAGACCGCGACGGUGGACCGCAGGCCACGGAGGCCGACCACACCGCCAACGACAGGGACCUGGAGGAAGCUACGGCGGAGUAUAUGCAAACCGUCAGCGAAUUACAAGCCCAGCAACAAAAGACGCAAUGAAUAAUUAC